GAAAACCAAAUACCUCUGCUGAAACUCUUCUGGAUCAGGAAUGUAUAAACCCUGUGAGUUACUCAAGCCAGCUAGAAGACUCUGGAUGCGAUGUCUCUAGUGACUAUGCAUUCGAUUCUUUAGGCAUAGCUUCUGAUUUUCACCAAUCUGAGCCUAAUGUGAACACUUCUAAACGUUGGUUGGAAAGAGUUCCCCCAUUGAAUCUUUGCUGUACUAGCAGGGGGGAAUCUCUAACUGCUCCAGUGCAGUUUUUGCAACGUCUGCUUGAAAUAAGAAAACUGUCAGAAGGAGGAAUUUUUCAAGCAGACUUCACAGAACUUGAAGAUGAUUCUUUCACCGUAUGCAAUUCAGUGUCUCAGUUGCUUGAUGGACUGACUGUUUUUUACAAUAGUCCUAAAUUUCCAGUUUCGAAUUUUCUUACUGAAGCGGUUUGUGUUUUGAUCAAUUUAAUAACUGAUACUAAAUUAUCUAAUCAUGUUUUGAAGAAGUGUUUCAAGAAGCUGGAAGAAUUUAAGAAAAAUUUAAUUCAGAUUAUUUUAAGAAACAGCAAUGUCAAUAGGUUUCAGGCACUGCAUGCUGUAUCACACACACUGGUUUUGCUAGGAAGGAACAACAUACUAAGAAAUUCUUUAAUAUCUCUUCUACUAUCAGAAGUACGUCAGUUUGCUGAGCAGCUGUUGCAAGCUUACCAGAUUCAGGCCAUGUAUAACAUUACCCAGUAUGAGAAUAUUUACCCUUUGUGUAUGAUUCUGGAACAACUUCUUCAAAAUGAGACAGAAGAAAGUAGUGUUUCAAGCUCAAACUAUGACGGAGAAGAAAAAAUCAAAUUUCUGAAGAACCUUGAUCAAAUUAUUCUUCAUCUCUCAGAUGAAUUCCCUUUGUUUUCUUUAUAUUUAUGGAGAGUAAGUGUUCUUUUGAACUCAGCUCAAAUACAAAUUGAUUAA
This is a messenger RNA of Cariama cristata (Red-legged seriema), 944 nucleotides long. It is a transcript of the gene MEI4, whose product is annotated as meiosis-specific 4 homolog (S. cerevisiae). The transcript has 3 exons. The record is from RefSeq and is a predicted model, not a curated record. Gene Ontology annotation, biological process: meiotic DNA double-strand break formation; DNA recombination; oogenesis. The annotation marks the transcript as partial. Gene Ontology annotation, cellular component: lateral element. Lineage: Eukaryota; Metazoa; Chordata; Aves; Cariamiformes; Cariamidae.